AUGUCGAGCGUUGCACAAGCCUCGGCAGCCAAUGGCGGGUCGGCCAUGCACAAGAUCGCUCGCAACGGGUUCGAUUCGUCCGGAGGUUCGGGGCUGUACGAUCGCGCGCGUCCUUCGUACCCACCGGCGGCGAUAUCGACGAUCAUCACGGAGGCGACCAACUCGGCGUCGCCGGCGCCUCUUCGCAUCGUCGAGCUCGGAGCGGGCACAGGUAUUGCUACUCGCAUGCUGCUUGCUGCUGCCACUUCGGCUGCAGCCGACGGCACGCCCCCUCCGGGGAUCGCAUCGCUCACAGCCAUUGAGCCAUCCGAGGGCAUGCGAUCGCACUUUGAGACGGCCAUCGCCUCGGGUGCCGAUUCGCUCAAGCACCAGAUGCAGAGCAAAGGUCUGCUAUCUCCGCAAGCGAGCAUCUCGGUGGAGGAGGGUGGAUUCGAGAGCUUUGAUGCGGGCAAGGGUAACGAUGCGGUUGUAGUGGCACAGGCCUGGCAUUGGUGCCAGGAUUGGGACGGUGCACUCAAGCAGGUCGCCAACGCCCUGAGGGCCAACGGAAUCCUGGCGCUCAUUUGGAACCUCGAGGACAGAGAGGCUGCCCCGUGGGUGGCAAAUAUCCGCGAUCUGUACGAAAAGUACGAAGACAACACGCCCCAGUACAGGCACAUGUACUGGCACGCCAUGUACAAGGCUCCCACCCUGGCGAGCGAAUUUGUCGCAGACGAGCCGAGGCACUACCACCGCACCAUCCCAACUACGAUCCAGGGCGUUAUUGAUCGUGUACUGUCCAAGUCGUACAUCUCGGUACUGCCACAGGAAAAGCAGGACCAGCUCGCAAAGGACAUUAAGAGCUAUCUCGAUACUACCCCGGACGAGGUGCUCGGCCGCAAGUGGAUCGACAAGGAAGCGGGCGUGUGGGAAUAUCCCUACCGCACCGACCUCUUCCUUUUCCGCCGCAACUAG
Moesziomyces antarcticus is the source of this 954-nucleotide messenger RNA. Its product is annotated as s-adenosyl-L-methionine-dependent methyltransferase. Bases 1 to 954 code for a protein of 317 amino acids. Gene Ontology annotation, molecular function: S-adenosylmethionine-dependent methyltransferase activity. The record is from RefSeq and is a predicted model, not a curated record. NCBI's taxonomy places the organism in Eukaryota, Fungi, Basidiomycota, Ustilaginomycetes, Ustilaginales, Ustilaginaceae. The transcript has a single exon.